AACAAAGUCAUUGCUCUGACAGUGUUGUGAAGGGAGCAGAAGAGGAGAAACCUAAUCUCAGAACCCAACAACACCUAGCAACAGUUGAAAAAAACUUUUAAAUAAAAGUCGGUGGGAGAUAUACAACUCCCAAUUUCUGCUGAUCAGGAUUUCAGGGAGAAGCUGCUUUCCCCCUCUCUACUCAAUUUCCUGCAUGACUUCAGCUAUUGGCUAGACCCAGGAAAGAAAGUGGGAAAAGCUUUUUCCUCUGUAUUCUUUUGGGCUGGAUAGUUUUUCAGAACUCGAGUCUGUCCUGGGCUGUGGGACAAGCCACUGGGUUCUUCAAAGGAUAAACUACCUCCAUAAAGGACAUAUCCUUGGUUAAACGAGCUGCUGGCAGGUGGGAAUGAGAUCCCGAAACCAAGGUGGCGAAAGUUCAUCUAACGGGCAUAUCUCCUGCCCCAAGUCCUCCAUCAUCAGCAAUGCUGAUGAUAAGAGUCUCUCAGAAGAUGCAAAAAAGAAGAACAAAUCAAAGAGGAAGGAGGAUGAUGUCAUGGCUUCAGGAACUGUCAAACGACACCUAAAACCAUCUGGAGAAAGUGAACGAAAGCCUAAGAAAUCUCUGGAGUUAUCCAAAGAAGAUCUCAUCCAGCUACUCAGCAUAAUGGAAGGGGAGUUGCAGGCCAGAGAAGAUGUGAUCCAUAUGUUGAAGACUGAGAAAACCAAGCCUGAGGUUCUGGAGGCUCACUACGGAUCUGCAGAACCAGAGAAAGUGCUUCGGAUCCUGCACCGAGAUGCCAUCCUUGCUCAGGAGAAGUCCAUAGGAGAAGAUGUCUAUGAGAAACCCAUCUCAGAGCUGGACAGACUUGAGGAAAAGCAGAAAGAAACCUACCGGCGCAUGCUAGAGCAACUGCUGCUGGCAGAGAAGUGUCACAGGCGUACUGUGUACGAGUUGGAGAACGAGAAGCACAAACACACUGACUACAUGAACAAAAGCGACGAUUUCACCAACUUGCUGGAGCAGGAGCGGGAGAGGUUGAAAAAGCUCCUUGAACAAGAAAAGGCUUACCAAGCCCGCAAAGAAAAGGAAAAUGCUAAGCGUCUCAAUAAACUAAGAGAUGAGCUUGUCAAACUCAAGUCCUUUGCACUCAUGCUGGUGGAUGAAAGACAAAUGCACAUUGAACAACUUGGCCUGCAAAGCCAGAAGGUACAGGAUCUUACUCAGAAACUGAGGGAAGAAGAAGAAAAGCUCAAAGCCAUUACUUCCAAAUCCAAAGAAGACAGACAGAAACUGCUCAAGUUAGAAGUGGACUUUGAACACAAGGCUUCUAGGUUUUCUCAAGAGCAUGAAGAGAUGAAUGCUAAAUUGGCUAACCAAGAGUCUCACAACAGGCAACUUAGACUGAAGCUGGUUGGCUUAUCUCAAAGAAUUGAGGAGCUAGAAGAGACCAAUAAAAAUCUUCAAAAGGCAGAGGAAGAACUUCAGGAAUUGAGAGAUAAAAUUGCCAAAGGGGAAUGUGGAAACUCCAGCCUCAUGGCAGAAGUGGAAAAUCUCCGAAAGCGUGUGCUGGAAAUGGAGGGUAAAGAUGAAGAAAUCACGAAAACUGAAUCCCAGUGCAGGGAACUGAGGAAGAAACUGCAAGAGGAAGAACACCAUAGUAAGGAGCUCAAACUUGAAGUUGAGAAGUUACAGAAGAGAAUGUCUGAACUGGAGAAACUGGAAGAAGCAUUUAGCAAGAGUAAAUCUGAAUGUUCCCAGCUACACUUAAAUCUGGAGAAAGAAAAGAAUUUAACCAAAGACCUGCUAAAUGAAUUGGAGGUAGUUAAAAGUCGAGUUAAAGAACUUGAGUGUUCUGAAAGUAGACUGGAAAAGGCAGAAUUGAGCCUCAAAGAUGAUCUCACAAAGCUGAAGUCAUUUACAGUGAUGCUGGUUGAUGAAAGGAAAAAUAUGAUGGAAAAAAUAAAGCAAGAAGAGAGAAAAGUGGAUGGACUCAAUAAAAAUUUUAAGGUGGAACAAGGCAAAGUUAUGGAUGUAACUGAAAAAUUAAUCGAAGAAAGUAAGAAACUUUUAAAACUGAAAUCUGAAAUGGAGGAAAAGGUGUACACUUUGACAAAGGAGAGAGAUGAGUUGAUAGGUAAACUGAAAAGUGAAGAAGAAAAAUCCUCUGAAUUAAGCUGCAGCGUUGAUUUGUUAAAGAAGAGACUUGAUGGUAUGGAAGAAGUGGAAAGAGAAAUAACAAGAGGAAGGUCUCGAAAAGGACCUGAGCUCACCUGCCCAGAAGAUAAUAAGAUUAAGGAACUAACCCUUGAAAUUGAGAGGCUGAAGAAGCGUCUCCAACAGUUGGAAGUAGUGGAAGGGGAUCUGAUGAAGACAGAGGAUGAGUAUGAUCAGUUGGAGCAGAAAUUCAGAACUGAGCAGGAUAAAGCUAACUUCCUCUCUCAGCAGUUAGAGGAGAUCAAGCACCAAAUUGCCAAGAACAAAGCAAUAGAGAAAGGGGAGGCUGUGAGCCAGGAAGCUGAGCUGAGACACCGAUUUCGAUUGGAAGAGGCUAAGAGUAGAGAUUUGAAAGCCGAGGUACAAGCUCUCAAAGAGAAAAUUCACGAGUUAAUGAACAAAGAAGAUCAGCUUUCUCAGCUCCAAGUAGAUUAUUCAGUCCUUCAACAAAGAUUUAUGGAGGAAGAAAAUAAGAACAAAAACAUGGGGCAGGAGGUCCUCAAUCUGACCAAAGAGUUGGAGCUUUCUAAGCGGUACAGCCGCGCUCUCAGACCCAGCGUGAAUGGGAGAAGAAUGGUGGAUGUGCCUGUGACGUCCACCGGGGUGCAGACAGAGGCCGUGGGCAGCGAGGCAGCUGAGGAAGAAACGCCGGCUGUAUUCAUACGAAAAUCCUUCCAAGAAGAAAAUCACAUCAUGAGCAAUCUUCGACAGGUAGGACUGAAAAAGCCCAUGGAACGAUCCUCUGUCCUAGACAGGUAUCCUCCAGCAGCAAAUGAGCUCACUAUGAGAAAGUCGUGGAUUCCGUGGAUGAGAAAAAGGGAAAACGGCCCAUCAAUCACGCAGGAGAAAGGGCCUCGAACAAAUUCCACUUCCGGGCACCCAGGAGAACUAGUUCUUUCACCAAAGCAGGGCCAGCCCUUGCAUAUCCGAGUGACACCAGAUCACGAGAACAGUACUGCCACUUUGGAGAUAACCAGUCCCACAUCUGAAGAAUUUUUUUCUAGUACCACCGUCAUUCCUACAUUAGGGAAUCAGAAACCAAGGAUAACCAUUAUUCCAUCACCAAAUGUUAUGUCUCAAAAAACAAAAAGUGCAGAACCUACUCUUGGCCCAGAAAGAGCCAUGUCCCCAGUCACAAUUACGACGUUUUCCAGAGAGAAAACCCCAGAAAGUGGAAGAGGCACGUUUGCAGACAGGCCCACAUCCCCCAUUCAGAUAAUGACGGUGUCUACUUCUGCAGCGCCAGCCGAAAUUGCAGUUUCUCCAGAAUCCCAGGAAAUGCCCAUGGGAAGGACUAUCCUUAAAGUCACCCCCGAAAAACAGACUGUUCCACCUCCAGUACGAAAAUACAAUUCCAAUGCCAAUAUCAUAACCACGGAAGACAAUAAGAUUCACAUUCACUUAGGUUCCCAGUUUAAACGAUCCCCUGGGACUUCAGCUGAAGGAGCUAGUCCAGUUAUUACUGUUCGGCCAGUCAACGUGACAGCUGAAAAGGAGGUUUCCACUGGCACUGUCCUUCGCUCUCCCAGGAACCAUCUCUCUUCACGACCUGGUGCGAGCAAAGUGACGAGCACCAUCACCAUAACACCAGUCACAACUUCAUCUACUCGAGGAACCCAGUCAGUGUCAGGACAAGAUGGGUCAUCCCAGCGGCCUACACCUACCCGCAUUCCUAUGUCAAAAGGUAUGAAAGCAGGAAAGCCAGUAGUGGCAGCCCCAGGAGCAGGAAAUCUGACCAAAUUCGAGCCUCGAGCUGAGACUCAGUCUAUGAAAAUAGAGCUGAAGAAAUCUGCAGCCAGCAGCACUACCUCUCUUGGAGGGGGGAAGGGCUGAGGGCAGUGGCUAAGGGGGUAUGUUGUGCAGAUGCUACUGCUGCUGUGAAAAUGAGUCUUCAUCUGUUUGUGCCAACUCUUUACAUGUACUAAUUUAAAUUUUAAACACCUUGUUUAUAAAAUAACCAACUAAUAGCCAUGUUUCUUUCCUAUUUUGUGCAUUUGUUUUGAUGCUUGGGGAACAGAAGUAAUUACCCAAACUGCUGUUUGCUGUGUGGUUUGUUGAGGAUGUUGGGCUUGUGGCGGAGCCUGACUUCUAGUUUCAAUUUUGCUUCUAGCAAGUGGAUCUAUCAAUUAGCCCACCAAUUAAGAAACCCUCAGUUUGUUCAUCAGUAAAAUUUGGGGACUGUACUACCUAUUCUUAAAGGCUGACUCACAUAAUUUCUAAUCAUAAGCCAAAUUUAACAGGUAUUGUUCUAUGGUAAUUUUUUAUUUUUCAAAAACUCUAAAAUAGGACAUAGUUUAGUAAUUGUCACUUGCCUUUAUCAAAUACUGAAUUAGUGUGCUGGAAAAAGAAUUGCAUAGCUAUCACAGGGCUCGAACCUCUAAAAUAUUGCAGAAACAAAGCUUCUAAAAUGAUUUCAGGAAAGAACUUGAAUGUGAAAUAAAAUGGAAACGAACUAUGGAAUCCUAAAAA
This is a messenger RNA of Marmota flaviventris (yellow-bellied marmot), 4663 nucleotides long. RefSeq names its product filamin A interacting protein 1 (gene Filip1). NCBI's taxonomy places the organism in Eukaryota, Metazoa, Chordata, Mammalia, Rodentia, Sciuridae. The record is from RefSeq and is a predicted model, not a curated record. Gene Ontology annotation, cellular component: actin cytoskeleton.